GGGACCAAUGUCCCCCUUACUGAAGGGGCAUGCUUACCUUGGCAUGAGUGAAAGCAGGCUCUGAACUGAGUGAGUCCCUGAGGGGUCUUGGGUUUGGUUGUCAGGAGCAGAUUCUGAAUGUGCUGCAGGCCUGGAGCUGCCCUGGGUUUGCUGGGUGUCUGCUAAUGUGGGAAUCAGAUGGCUUCUUGGAGGGAGUCUCUAGUGGGAAAGGCUUAACAGGAUGAAGCUCGUCUCUAAGAAGGUCUUUUCCCUCAUGGGAUGUGGCUGUGUAGAUGCAUAUUUUGGCCUAUUUUCCCAAAAGCUGUUUGCUGCUGUUGCUCCAUUCUUCUCUGAUUUCAGCAAAUAGGACAACAUAGCCAUGUGUGAUUGAUCAGUGAAAUUGAUUCAUUUUCAUUUCCUCAUCUGCAACGUAAGUCACUUACGAUUCAGUUUGUUUCAGAAUGGAAUGAAGGUUAGAAAAAGGAGACAUUCUGAUGGGUCAUGAAUGAGGUCAGCACUGACUCUCUGCCAGACUGUAGAUGUGCUUGGCCUCCAGGGAGCACUGGCAGGGACACCCCUGUGGCCCAGGAGGUGUGCAGCCCACUAGUUGGGGGCAUCCAGAGGGGGUAGAGGGGACCCCAGGUCUCCCUGGGCUGCUCCUCACAGCAUCUCUCCACGAGGGCAUGGUGGUCAAGCCAGAGCCCUGAGAGCAGACCUGGAAGGUCGCCCAGUGGAAGCCAGGGUGUGGCUCUGCAGAGCUGGGUGAACUUAGCACGGGCACUGGGUGCCUGCCAUCUUCCCUGAGACGGCAGUACUAACUUGAAGCUUUCCAUUCCUCAUACAGGAGGAUGGGGUGAUGUGCGUGACCAGAAUCGACUGGUUCCAUGGCACAGUCAUCCUGGUUUUCUGUGUGAUGGAACUCUGCACUCGGGGCAGCAAGGUCCAGAGGGUGUCUUGAGUCCAGGGGUCUCCUGGGACUCAGGAGAGCAGCAUGGCUUCAGGCAGCCCCAGGCACAGGCCUCUACAGGAGUGAUCCCAAGGUCUCCGCUCCCUGGGACAGGCCUGCCUUCAGGUCUCCCGGGGAAAGAAGCACGCUGAAGCUCCCAGAUGGGCAGAAGACUGGAACAGCACACGUGAUCUCAGGGACCUGUUGGAUCUUGGUGAGAGGCCCGACAUGUAGCUGGGGACGGAAGCACAGAACCACUUGAAGUAAUUCUGGCUGGCAGGUCUUCUGCUCGGGGAAACCUGUAAGCCCACGGAUCCAGACAGCCAGUGCCCCGGCACAUCACCAAAUAUGAGUCCUGAAAGCCACAGAGCAGCAGAUCACGUUCAAGAGCACGACGAGGAUAACAGUGUGGGCCAGCGUAGAGUGCUGGGGACACUGGCCAAAUUGACCAGAAGACGAGUGAAUCAUUCUCCCAGCUGACCCACACCGAAAAGAUUUCCCACCAGGUGACCCAUGGAAAUGUCAAGGUGUUGAGGUGGAAGGGAGGUAGUACCAGGUGGAAGCAGCUCUUAGCCCAGGAAGGAAGAGCACCCAGAUGGAGGUGGCAAGGACAGAGGGCUUUCCCUCUUUGCUUAAAACAGAAUCUCUUUAAAAUAAAACACCACUGACAUUUAAAAGUAAAAAUAGUGGGGUUUUUAACAAGGAGCUAUGAAAACAGGAACAGACGGGCUGCCCAGGGAGGGAGGGAGCACACAGGGCUGGGUCCCCACUCGAAUGAGAAGAGGUAGGUUACAAAUAGUUUAUUACUGAGAAGUAGGCUGCAGCAAGUCAGAGGUGACCAAGGUGAACCCUGUCACAGACCCCUUCAAAGUUCGCUCAGGAAGGAACAAAAUAAUUCAAAAGGAGGCAGGAAAAGAACAAAGGCCAGAGGGGAACUCAGCUCCUAAUGAGCUGGAGACAGACUGAUCCUUUCAAGAGCUUUGUUUUUGUGUGUGUGGUGCUGGGGAUUGAACCCCGGGCCUUGUGCAUGUGAGGCCAGCCCCCUACCGACUGAGCUACAUCCCCAGCCCCCUUUUAAGUGUUUUAUUAGUCGUAAGAUCUACGUGCUCCUACUGAAGAACAGACAUUGGCCCUUGGAUGGAGAGCACGGCCUGUCUCUGAGUAGUCCGUGGGAAGCCACUCCAAGUCCACGCACCUUUCAAUUCUGAAGCACCACCGGGAUCUGAAGGAUCACUGUAGUCUGGUGUGUAGUGCCACGAUUAGUGACUCAGGCUUUUCCCUCCCUUGGAUAACAAGGUGUGGCCCUGGGAGUAGGCGGCACCCAGAGGAGUUAAGCGACGCUUACCUGUUCCUUUGUAAUCGUACCCCUUGCCUCAUUUGAAUGGUUUCUCCCCAAUAAAAGGGUUCAGCAUGUGCUCCUCUCUCUCUUUCCAUGGACUCCUAAGGUCAGAGGAGCUGUCACAGGACCAGAGAAAAAGGUAUUUCUCUGUCUCUGUGAUUAUUUCAUUCAGCCCAGUUCACCUGGAAUGAACUUGAGUGUUUAGUCGUGGAACACGACAGUUGUCCAAAAUAAAUUUUUAGAGACAGGUUAAAAGUAAAAGUUUAAGCCGGUGCUGUGGGUGCACACCUGAAAUCCCAGCUGCUUGGGAAGCUGAGGCAGGAGGAUUAAAAGAUUGAGGCCAGCCUCAGCAAUAUAGUGAGGGCCUGUCUCAAAAAAGAGUGAAUGUUUAGAAAACUAGAUAACAUAAAAACAGUGAUCACUCUAGUGUCUUUCCUUACUACCACAAGAAUGGGAUCUAAAUUAGACGAAUACUCCGUAUGUAUACUAUGUCAAAAUACGUUGUCCUACUGUCAUGUAUAUCUAAAAAGAACAAAUGAAGAAGACAGUAGUUAUAAACAGAAGCACUAUGUUAACACCACAGGAGAGGUUAGGACAAGAAAUAAUACCAGAAGUAGAGAGGGUCAAUAUAGGAAGAGCAUAACACCCCUAGACGUACCUGCUCCUGACCUCUUCAACAUACACGAAGCAAGUGCUCAGACCAGACAGGGAACUAGACUGACAGGGGUCCUGGGAGACCUCAGCACCUGUCUCAGCAACUGAUGGACUCAGGUUCAGAGGACAGACCGGAACAUCAUCACCAGUGUGUGCUUACCAGUGCUGUGGCCUACUGGGCCUGCCUUUGGAGACACACUCCAGUGCUCCUGGACCAUUCACCUAGGCAGGACAUCAGUCAGGUCUUGAGUCUCACAGAACUAAAAAGGGCUGGAACUAUACAGAGUGUGCUGAGCAUAAUGGAAUUAAGCAAGGACUCAAUGGCAGAAGAUUCAGAAAAUCUCAAAUAUUUGGACAUCAAAUAACACACUUGAAUGAUCUAUGGCGAAAGGCGAGGUGUGAGCCACAUUGGAGGACUGCACUCCCAUUUGGAGACUCACAACUGUGGCAGCAGUGGAAGGACAGGGAGCCCAGGGGUGGGCCCAUCCAAUGGAGAAAGGAGUCUUCAGCAGAAAGUGAAUCUAGACGUAAACCAUGAACCCUUCACAAAAAUCAAGUGUAUCUCAGACCUAAAUGUGAAGACUAUAAAACUCCUAGAAGAUGACAGAACCUAGGUGACCCUGGGUUUGUCAAUGACAUUCUAGGUACCACUCCAAACGCAUCAUCCACGAAGAAAAUAAUGGAUUGGCUGGAGCUCAUUGAAAUGAAGAGCUGGGAUGGUGGUGCAUUCCUAUAAUCCCAACAGCUCGGGAGGCUGAGGCAGGAGGAUCACAAGUUCAAGUCCACCCAGGGCAACUCAGCAAGGCCCUGUGCAACUCAGUGAGACCCUGUCUCUAUAAAAAAAAAUGGGCUGGGGAUGUGGCUCAGUGGCUAAGCACCCCUGGGUUCAAUCCCCAGUACCAAAAAUAAAUAAAAUAAAGUGAGCACAAGGGAAAACAGAAAAUACUUAAGCUGAAUGAAAAUAAAAACAUGACACCAAAACUGUGUGACGUAGCCAAAACGAACAGUAAGAAAGAUUAAGCCAGGACCCACACUCCCAACCAGGAAGCCUAGGCCAGCGGGAGCAAAGGAAGAGCAGAGGUCCCAUGCAGGAGGCAGCAGGUCUGGUGACAGGUCCAUGGAGCCAGAAGCUGGCACCUGAGCAGAUUCUCAAGCCCAUUCCAAGUCUGAUUGUGCAGGACAGGAAAUGGCCUGCUGCCAGGAAUGGUGGAAAGGCCACCUUGCGCACAGAGGCUGGGCCUUGACCUUUUGGCUGUGCCCUGGCCAUCUGUGCACCCUGCUUGCCUUCUGAGUUCACAGCUCCCUUUGCACGGCUGUGGGUCUUCGUGAAGAGGCCCCAGAGCUGCUUCCCCACGGUCCUCUCUGUCUCCCUACCUGGCUUAUCUGCCUGUCCUUGAGGGUUACUCAGAUGGACAGCAAGGGCAAGUUCUUUGAGAAAGUCAUCAAAAUGGACCCAAGAAGAAAAGGCAGCUAAGUAACCUCAUAUCAAAGAAAUGGAAUUAGAACCCUAAAACUUCCAGGAGAAAUCUAGGCCUAGAUGCCUUCUCUGGUAAAUUCUGUCAAACAUUUAAGAAAGGAGUCAUCUAACAUAUCCCAAAUAGAGUGUCCUCAUUCUAUAAGGCGAUGUUAUAAACCAGGCCAGGACGGGAGGAGAAAAAGACCCUAUCAAUUCCCUUUUAAGCACAAACAGUAAUAAGCUGAGUCCAGUGGCAUCUGGAAAGGGUAGUGGGUCCUGGCCAGCAUGCUGGCGGCUGGUCAGGCCUGUGACCCAGCUACCAACCUGCUGCUCGUGGGCUGGGUGCGGAGGCUCCAGCUGUGGAGAGGGAAGGUGUGGGUGUGGAAUUCACCCAACAAGGCAAGAUGCCCUUGGUGCCUUCCAAGGCAGAAACAGCCCUGUCCAGUGCCUUCCCUGGCCACUGGAGAGGCAGUGCAGGGCAGGUUUCCAGGUGGUCACUGACUGAGGUCAGAGCCUCUCCUGGGGGACCCAGUCAGUGUACCCCAGCUCUCCCCUGGUUGGUCCAGAGGGCCUUGUCCCCUGCCUCGGAGUCUUCAGUUAGUGACACUUCAGUGAAUCACGUUGUUGUCCCCUGUUGGCCCCCGCUGCCUGCCCUUCCUCAAGUGUGGAUCCCAAGGGCCAGCCCCAGUGGACGUCUGCCUGCCAGGCACCACCCCGUCUGGGGCCCCGAUGGUGGUGGCACUGUCUCUUUAAGGGAGCGACAUCACAAGGCUGCGGAAGGCGGCUGCCCUGGAACUCCAGGGUCUUGGCUGGCUUCUGUAGGUCUGGGAGCUCUGGACUUCCAUCUCCAUGGGGCCGCAGGCCUACACGUGAGCACGGAGGGCGCGCCAUGGCUGAGGGCAGCGAGCUGAUGAACAGGCUCAUGAGCGAGAACGCGGACCUGAAGAAGCAGGUGCGGCUGAUGAAGGAGAACCAGAUGCUGAAGCGGCUGCUCAGCCAGAGCUGCCAGGAGAGCUGCAGCCUCGGGGGCCGCGAGCCCCUCUUCCCCCGGGGCCCCGCCUACCCUGAGGCCUGCUCCCCCGGGUGUGCAGGUUCAGACUUCGGGAGGUUCAGCAGUGUCCCCGACACACCCUCCCAGAUGCAGACGUCCUCCCUGGAGGACCUGCUGUGCUCGCACGCCCCCCUCUCCAGCGAGGACGAAGCCUCCCCAGGCUGUGCAACCUCCUCCCAGGUGACCUUCAAGGCCUUCAUUGGUGCGCCAGAGCUGCACGCCCGGGGCCCCGACAGGAAGCUGUCUCCGCUCCUGAGCCCCCUGCAGGACCCACUGGUGGACAAGACGCUGCUCGAGCCCAGGGAGAUGGUGCGACCCAAGAAGGUGUGCUUCUCGGAGAGCAGCCUGCCCACCGGGGACAGGACCAGGCGGAGCUACUACCUCAACGAGAUCCAGAGCUUUGCGGGUGCAGAGAAGGAUGGCCGCAUCGUGGGAGAGAUUGCCUUCCAGCUGGACCGGCGCAUCCUGGCCUAUGUGUUCCCUGGUGUGACGCGGCUCUAUGGCUUCACUGUGUCCAACAUCCCCGAGAAGAUAAAGCAGACCUCCAUCAAGUCCCUGGACGGCUCGGUGGAUGAGAAGAAGCUGAGGGAGCUGACGCAUCGCUACCUGACGCUGACCGCCCGGCUGGAGAAGCUGGGCUACAGCCGCGAGGUGCACCCGGUCUUCAGCGAGUUCCUCAUUAACACCUACGGCAUCCUGAAGCAGCGGCCGGACCUGCGCGCCAACCCGCUGCACAGCAGUCCAGCCGCGCUGCGAAAGCUGGUCAUCGACAUCGUGCCGCCCAAGUUCCUGGGCGACUCGCUCCUGCUGCUGAACUGCCUGUGCGAGCUCUCCAAGGAGGACAGCAAGCCGCUCUUCGCCUGGUGAGCCGCACCGCCUGCCCCUCCUGCAAUAAAGAUGUUUGUUCCAAACCCGGGGGCCGCCGUGCUCCUGCGUGUCCCUCCCGCAGGGGAAGCGGUCUGCUGGUGCUGCAGCGGGCAAAGGCCUCCCGUGGCCAGCCGCUCUUCCUGGGGGCCCAGCAGCCCUCCGCCGCCCGCAGUCAAGGGCACCUGUCGCCUUAUUAAAAGCAUGUUUACCUUUC
Marmota monax (woodchuck) is the source of this 6506-nucleotide messenger RNA. RefSeq names its product spermatogenesis and centriole associated 1 like (gene Spatc1l). Lineage: Eukaryota; Metazoa; Chordata; Mammalia; Rodentia; Sciuridae. The transcript has 4 exons. The coding region runs from base 5264 to 6292 and encodes 342 amino acids. The record is from RefSeq and is a predicted model, not a curated record.